Messenger RNA from Penicillium canariense, 3351 nucleotides. Its product is annotated as peroxidase/cytochrome P450 family protein. Gene Ontology annotation, molecular function: iron ion binding; peroxidase activity; heme binding. Lineage: Eukaryota; Fungi; Ascomycota; Eurotiomycetes; Eurotiales; Aspergillaceae. The record is from RefSeq and is a predicted model, not a curated record. Gene Ontology annotation, biological process: response to oxidative stress. The transcript has 5 exons. The coding region runs from base 1 to 3351 and encodes 1116 amino acids.
AUGUUGCGGAGAUUCUCGACGCAAUUCAAGAGGAACAAGGAGUCCAAUGGCGAUGCGGAGCCCAAGAGCUCCAAGGAGAAUAGCAAGCGCUUUUCCAAGGCUGCCCAGCCUUCGCGCAAGUCUGCUUCCAAUGAGGAGAAGCCCCAAACCGUGAGCCGCGCCGAGGUGGUCGCUGUCUUCGAGAAGUACGCGCAGGCCAUCCACGCCUCGCGCGAGCCGCUUCCUAACCAGACCGGUGAUGGUACUUACCUCAAGCAUGACCAGUCCUCUGGCCUGUUCAGUGACAUCAAGUCGCUCGGUUUCCGCGAUCUCAACACCGUAAAGGACCUGAUCAAGACCAAGGCCUCCGGCGAGCUGAUCGAUGACAAGACCUACAUGAUGGAGCGCAUUAUUCAGCUUGUCGCCGAUAUGCCCGGUCACUCCAAGAACCGGACCCAGCUCACCAACCUGUUCCUAGACGAGCUUUGGAGCUCCAUUCCCCACCCUCCUCUCUCCUACAUGGGUGAUGAGUACAAGUACCGCUCCGCGGACGGCUCCAACAACAACCCGACCCUCCCCUGGCUGGGCGCUGCGAACACUCCCUACUGCCGCACCAUUCCUCCCUUGACCAUCCAGCCCGCCGGCCUGCCCGAUCCCGGUUUGAUCUUCGACAGCCUGUUCGCCCGCCAGAAGUUCACCCCUCACCCGAACAAGGUGUCCAGUGUUUUCUUCGACUGGGCCUCUCUGAUUAUUCACGACAUUUUCCAGACCGACUACCGUCAACAGCACCUGAACAAGACAUCUGCCUACCUGGACCUCUCCAUUCUGUACGGUGAUGUCAAGGAGCAGCAGGACCUGAUCCGGUCCCAUCAGGACGGUAAGCUGAAGCCGGACUGCUUCUCCGAGGGUCGUCUGCAGGCCCUUCCCGCUGCUUGUGGUGUCCUGCUGGUUAUGCUGAACCGUUUCCACAACCACGUUGUGGAGCAGUUGGCUGAAAUCAACGAGAACAACCGUUUCACCAAACCCCGUGAUGGUCUGCCGGAGGAGGAGGCCAAGAAGGCCUGGGCCAAAUACGAUGAGGACCUGUUCCAGACCGGUCGUCUGAUCACUUGUGGUCUGUACAUCAACAUCACCCUGUACGACUACCUGCGUACCAUUGUCAACCUGAACCGCACCAACUCCACCUGGUGCUUGGAUCCUCGUGCUCAGAUGGAGAACGCCGGCGCCACUCCUUCUGGUCUCGGUAACCAGUGUUCCGUCGAGUUUAACUUGGCGUAUCGCUGGCACUCCACCAUCGCCCAGGGCGAUGAGAAAUGGAUUGAGGAGGUUUACUUUGAUAUCAUGGGCAAGCCGGCCGAUCAGGUUACCAUGCCUGAGCUGCUGAUGGGUUUGAAGAAGGUGGAGGGCAUGCUCGACCCCGAUCCGUCCAAGCGUACCUUCGCCAACCUGAAGCGCCAGGAAGACGGCAAAUUCAAGGAUGAUGAGCUUGUGCAAAUCCUGACCAACGCCUGCGAGGAUGUUGCCAGCUCUUUCGGCCCCCGCAACAUCCCCAAGGCCCUACGUUCCAUCGAGAUCCUCGGUAUGGAGGCUGCCCGCAGGUGGCAUGUUGGUUCCCUCAAUGAGUUCCGUAAGCACUUCGGCCUGAAGACCUACGACACUUUCGAGGAGAUCAACUCCGACCCGGAGAUUGCCAAUAACCUGCGCCACCUGUACGAGCACCCCGACUACGUCGAGCUGUACCCUGGUAUUAUCUGUGAGGAGCCAAAGGAGCCCAUGAUCCCUGGCGUCGGUAUCGCCCCGACCUACACUAUCUCCCGUGCUGUGCUGUCUGAUGCUGUCGCGCUUGUUCGUGGUGAUCGCCACUACACCGUCGACUAUAACCCUCGCAACCUGACCAACUGGGGUUACAACGAGUGCCGUUAUGACCUGAACAUCAAUCAGGGCUGUGUUUUCUACAAGCUGGCCACCCGUGCUUUCCCCAACUGGUUCCAACCUGACUCCAUCUACGCUCACUACCCCAUGACCAUCCCGAGCGAGAACCGCAAAAUUAUGAAGACGCUGGGUCGCGAGCAGGACUACUCCUACGACCCUCCCUCAUUCACUCCUUCGCGCAUCAACCUCUCCUCGCAUCAGAACGCCAAGCUAGUUCUUGAGAACCAGAAGGACUUCAAGAUGUCUUGGAGCAGCGCCAUGGAGGACCUGUUCGGUAAGGGCGAGUUCGAUGUCAAGCAGCGCGAGGCUAUGGGCAAGGCCUUCAGCACCGAGGACUUCCCCCAGCUGGUUAAGAAGUUCUACGAGGACGUCACUCUUCGCCUUAUCAAGGAGAAGGGCGCCAAGUUGGCCAACAUCAACCAGAUCGACAUCACCCGCGAUGUUGGCAACCUUGCCCACCUCCACUUCGCGUCAGCCAUCUUUGGUCUGCCCCUGAAGACCGAGGAGAAUCCUCGAGGCCUCUUCACCGAGCACGAGCUGUACAUGAUCCUCACCACCAUCUUCUCUGCUCUCUUCUUCGACGUCGACGGCCCUAAGUCUUUCUCGCUCAAUCGCGCCUCCGCUGCCGUCUCCCAGCAGCUCGGCAAUGUCGUCGAGGCCACUGUCAAAGCCGACACCAGCAGCGGUCUGCUGGCCGGUCUGAUGGACAACUUCCGUCCCCAUGACAAUGCCCUCCGCGAGUACGGAACUGCCGCUCUCCGCCGCUUGGAGGAUUCCGGCCUGAGCGUCUCGCAGAUCACCUGGUCGCAGAUCAUCCCCACCAUUGUCGGCAUGGUUCCCAACCAGGGCCAGGUCUUCACCCAGAUCAUCGAGUACUAUACCUCGCCUGAGGGCAAGAGGCAUCUUGCCGAGAUCAACAGCCUCGCCAAGCAGGACUCCAAGGAGUCCGACGAGAAGCUGUACCGCUACUGCCUGGAGGCGAUCCGUAUCAACGGCACCUUCGGCGCGUACCGCGAGGCCCUGAACGCUAUCACCGUUGAGGAGGACGGCAAGAAGAUCGACAUCCAGCCUGGUAACAAGAUCUUCGCUUCCUUCGUCCAGGCCAACCACGACCCCAGCGUCUUCCCUGAGCCUAACGAAGUCAACCUCGACCGCCCGCUCGACUCGUACAUCAACCACGGACAAGGGCCCAGCACCGGCUUCGGUCAGGAGAUCACCAAGAUUGCCCUCGUCGCCAUGCUCCGUGUCGUCGGCCGUCUUGAGAACCUCCGUCGCGCUACUGGCGCCCAGGGCCAGCUCAAGAAGAUCCCCCAGGAGGGCGGCUACUACGUUUAUCUGCGCCAGGAUGGAACGUCGUACUUCCCCUUCCCGAUGUCGCUCAAGCUUCACUGGGACGGCGAGUUCGAUUUCCCCAAGCUCCAGCCGGCGAAGAAGAACUAA